UUUUUUAUCGAAUUACUGCUUUCAAUGUCACUUGUCAAGUCCAGUUGUUUAAACUAGUGAUACAGAAAUUCUUAAUUGCGUCACCAAUCCAAUUUUCAGUACGGAAUUUAGGAAUUUCAUUAAUUAAAUUUGUGUAAAUAGUAAUGCGGCUUAUUUGAAUUAACAAAAUGUCGUCGUCAGCGAUUUACAUAUUGGACGUUAAAGGUAAAGUUCUCAUAUCGAGAAAUUACCGAGGCGAUGUAGAUAUGGGUGUUAUCGACAAGUUCAUGCCGCUUCUAAUGGAGAAGGAGGAAGAAGGGAUGUUAACACCAUUGCUGCAAACAAGCGAAUGUACUUUCGCUUAUAUUAAGACUAAUAAUCUUUACAUUGUAUCAACAACAAAGAAGAAUGCCAACAUUGCCCUUGUGUUUGUAUUUCUUUACAAAAUAGUAGAGGUUAUGACUGAGUACUUCAAAGAAUUAGAAGAAGAGAGUAUUAGAGAUAAUUUUGUUGUUAUCUAUGAGUUGAUGGAUGAGUUACUUGAUUUUGGUUACCCACAGACCACUGAUAGCAAGAUACUACAAGAAUAUAUAACCCAGGAGGGUCACAAACUUGAAAUGCAACCACGAAUACCAAUGGCAGUAACCAAUGCUGUUUCGUGGAGGUCGGAAGGCAUUAAAUACAGGAAAAACGAAGUAUUCCUAGAUGUGAUAGAGUCAGUUAAUCUAUUAGCUAACUCCAAUGGAAAUGUUUUGAGAAGUGAGAUUGUAGGGGCAAUCAAAAUGAGGGUCUACUUAUCAGGGAUGCCUGAACUAAGAUUAGGAUUAAAUGAUAAAGUGCUUUUCGAGAGCACAGGCAGAGGGAAAUCUAAGUCUGUAGAAUUGGAAGAUGUAAAAUUUCAUCAAUGUGUUAGAUUGUCGAGAUUUGAAAAUGACAGAACUAUAUCUUUUAUCCCACCAGAUGGUGAAUUCGAACUCAUGUCAUAUAGAUUAAACACUCAUGUUAAGCCUCUGAUUUGGAUUGAAUCAGUUAUUGAACGACAUGCCCACUCCCGGGUUGAAUACAUGAUCAAAGCUAAAUCACAAUUCAAGAGACGUUCAACUGCUAAUAAUGUUGAGAUAAUCAUACCAGUACCAGCCGAUGCUGAUUCUCCUAAAUUUAAAACCACAAUUGGCAGUGUGAAAUAUACACCUGAACAGAAUGCCAUAACCUGGUCUAUAAAAUCUUUCCCUGGCGGCAAAGAGUACUUGAUGCGGGCUCACUUUGGUUUGCCUUCGGUGGAGUGCGAGGAUACAGAUGGGAAACCACCUAUUCAAGUCAAAUUUGAGAUUCCAUACUUCACCACUUCCGGGAUACAAGUUAGAUAUCUUAAAAUCAUUGAAAAAAGUGGCUAUCAAGCUCUGCCAUGGGUCAGAUAUAUCACUCAGAACGGAGACUAUCAAUUAAGGACUAAUUAAAUCACAGCCAUUUCUUUGUUACAUUCCUUUAACAUAUAAGUUGCACUAGUAUGUAAUCGUAAUUAUUAUAUAUAUUCAAUUUUAAUGUAGUUGUAUUUUUGAAGUAUUAUUGUUAAGGUUGUUUGACACUAAUAAAGUCUUACUAUUUA
Molecule: messenger RNA, 1585 nt
Organism: Danaus plexippus (monarch butterfly)
Lineage: Eukaryota; Metazoa; Arthropoda; Insecta; Lepidoptera; Nymphalidae
Gene: AP-1mu
Product: AP-1 complex subunit mu-1
Exons: 2
Coding region: 168-1436 (422 amino acids)
Biological process (GO): vesicle-mediated transport; intracellular protein transport
Cellular component (GO): clathrin adaptor complex; clathrin-coated vesicle
Molecular function (GO): clathrin-cargo adaptor activity
Source: RefSeq, a predicted model, not a curated record